AUGGCCUAUCAACAAAUACAGGAAGCAUCGACGAUUGGCAGUCAAUUACGAGACCAAAUUGAGAGACUGGAGCCAAAUGAAAAUGCUGCCGUACGAGUAGCGGCACGAGACAAUUCUCGAUAUUUGAAAUAUGCUGUCGGCAUCUUCUUCCUUGGUGCAGCUACUGUAGUUAUGUGCAUGGCACUUCCGUAUUUAGCUACUGCUGUUAGUGGUGCAUUGGCAAGCGUAACUACAACUGUUGGUGGCGAAACUAUUGUCAUGGCAUCAGUUGCUAUGGCCGUUGGUAGAAGUCAAUCGUCUUAA
Rotaria sordida is the source of this 303-nucleotide messenger RNA. The record is from the annotation of a GenBank genome assembly. Lineage: Eukaryota; Metazoa; Rotifera; Eurotatoria; Philodinida; Philodinidae.